Eimeria mitis is the source of this 1104-nucleotide messenger RNA. RefSeq lists its product as uncharacterized. NCBI's taxonomy places the organism in Eukaryota, Apicomplexa, Conoidasida, Eucoccidiorida, Eimeriidae. The record is from RefSeq and is a predicted model, not a curated record. The coding region runs from base 1 to 1104 and encodes 367 amino acids. The transcript has 2 exons.
AUGGAGGGGCCCCCUUCGGGGGCCCCCCCGGCAGGCGAAAGGGGUUGUGCAGCAGCGGUAACCCCCCAAGUUUCAGCAUCUACACCUGCUUCAGAAGAUGCAGCAGAUGCAUCGAGCGUAUACUUCUGCAAAUCAGCGCCUCCUAUGCCUGAUCCUUGGCGGCCACCUAAUGCUUACGAUGACCUUAUAGGGCUGCACCCCGAACGAGUGGCGUUUGUCUCGCAGCAGGAGCAGCACUUUGCGUCGCGGCUUCGAUUGGCUGCGCUGCGGCCGCGGGGUGUAUACGGCCCGGGUUUGUUGUCGAACACUUUACCUCACCAGACGAAAUUCUUUUGUCUUCAUCAGCCUCUUCCUCCUUUACCUAUACCCGAGGCCCAUAGAUACCACAAAUUUACUUUAGUGGAUUUGCUUGAACACGAACCCGCAGAAAAUAAACACGAAACAACAAAUGAAGAUGUUUCAUUCUUUUCUUCUCUAGCAGCACAACCAGCCGGCGCCACAACCACCACCACCAGCAGCAGCAGCAGCAGCAGCAGCAGUAGCGCAGACAAGAGCGCGAAGACUGCAGCAGCAACUGUUGCUGCAUUUCUACUCUCUGCUGCUCCUGCUGCAGCCUUGGGGGAGCAUGCAUUUCGUAAGGUGCCCAUGCAGCAUCAGCAGCAGCAGCAGCAGCGCCCCGAGCAGCAAGCAGCAACGAUGAGCAGCAGUUUGCUGCGGUCUUUCUCUGCUCAGAGCCUCCGGCAGCAGCAGCUGCAGCAGCAACACAGCAGCAGCAGCAGCGCCAUCGGAGCAGCAUCCUCAGUCUCUAGCAGAAAAGGCAGAGCAGAAAGCUUCGUUAGCAGCAGCUCGCAGCGGCUGCAGCAGCAGAAGCACUACCUACAGCAUCAGCAGCAACCUACGUACAUGCAGCAGCAGCCGCAGCUGCAGCAGCAGUACAGCCAGCCGCAGCAGCAGUACAUGCAUCCACAGCAGCAGUACAUGCAGCAGCAGCAGCAGCAACCGCAGCAGUACAUGCAGCAGCAGCAGCACCCGUGGAGUACUGUAUCGGAGACAAGACAGGAAAAAAAAAGAAAACCCAAAAGAAGAAAACUAGAUGACUGGUAG